This is a messenger RNA of Lemur catta (Ring-tailed lemur), 1450 nucleotides long. RefSeq names its product sarcoglycan zeta (gene SGCZ). The transcript is spliced from 7 exons. The record is from RefSeq and is a predicted model, not a curated record. Lineage: Eukaryota; Metazoa; Chordata; Mammalia; Primates; Lemuridae. The coding region runs from base 1 to 900 and encodes 299 amino acids. Gene Ontology annotation, cellular component: sarcolemma; sarcoglycan complex. Gene Ontology annotation, biological process: heart contraction; cardiac muscle tissue development.
AUGACACGAGAACAAUACAUACUAGCAACACAACAGAAUAACCUGCCAAGGACUGAGAAUGCACAACUUUACCCAGUGGGAAUUUAUGGAUGGCGAAAGAGGUGCUUAUACUUCUUUGUCCUUCUGCUGUUGGUUACCAUGAUAGUUAACUUAGCCAUGACAAUAUGGAUAUUGAAAGUUAUGAAUUUCACCGUGGAUGGUAUGGGAAAUCUGAGAGUCACCAAGAAGGGAAUCCGACUUGAAGGUAUAUCUGAGUUUCUACUUCCAUUGUAUGUGAAAGAAAUUCAUUCCCGAAAGGAUAGUCCACUGGUCUUACAGUCUGACAGGAAUGUAACAGUGAAUGCAAGAAAUCACAUGGGGCAGUUAACUGGACAGCUGACAGUAGGAGCUGAUGCUGUGGAAGCUCAGUGUAAAAGAUUUGAAGUGAGAGCCAGUGAAGAUGGCAGGGUGCUGUUUUCUGCAGAUGAAGAUGAGAUUACCAUUGGGGCUGAAAAGCUGAAAGUUACAGGCACUGAAGGAGCAGUAUUUGGGCACUCUGUGGAGACUCCUCAUAUCAGAGCAGAACCAUCCCAAGACCUCAGGCUUGAAUCACCAACAAGAUCCUUGAUAAUGGAAGCUCCUCGUGGGGUCCAGGUGAGCGCUGCUGCAGGAGAUUUCAAGGCUACCUGCAGGAAGGAGCUCCAUUUGCAGUCUACAGAGGGGGAGAUAUUUUUAAAUGCAGAUACAAUCCGGCUGGGAAAUCUACCAACCGGCUCAUUUUCAUCUUCUUUGCCCAGCUCCUCAAGUUCUCGACAGACUGUGUACGAACUCUGUGUCUGCCCCAAUGGCAAACUUUACCUUUCUCCAGCAGGAGUAGGUUCCACGUGUCAGUACAGUAGCAACAUCUGCUUGUGGAGUUGAAGUGACUGAUUUCUCCUCACACCAGAAUAGCCUUUUGUUCCUGUCCGUCUGCUUCACAGUUCUGCUCCGUUUCCCUUGUGAUCAGUCCAGAGCUUCUUCAAAUGGUCCACAGAGCAACUUCUUCCAGUGUGAGCUGGGAUUCGCUGCCACCUUCUCUUGUGAUUUAUAGUACUGCUCAACACAGACAGUGUGAGUGACACAGCAGUGGAAAUACCAUCGUCAGCAGGAAAACUGGAUCAUAACUUUUGCUCAAAAGGGAGAAUAACAUAGGUGCCUUUGCUACAUGCAGUGAAGCACAUAGUUUUAGAUUUUUGCAGGACCUGGAUAUGAACUGCACAUAUAUACAUUACAUAAAUGAAAUUCCCAGUAUCCAAUGGCAAGAUGAAAUGGUUAUUAACCCUGUAAGAAAACUAAUUCUACAGUCUGAAAGCACAAUUUUCCAUUCAUCUUUUUGGAUGUAAACUUUUAUCCCCAAAUUUUAAAAUUUUGAAGCAUUAUGUAAUGCUUGCUUUACUAAAAAUUAAAUUCAUGAUUUUUAACAAAACGAAAC